AUGGAGGAUAUUAACGCCCUUGACCUAUUAAAGGAAGAAUUAGAGACUGAGGAGAUUCACUUGAAAGUAAACGCUAUUCAUAGAAUCAAAACUGUAAUUCUGUGCAUUGGAGUAGACGACACCAUUAAGAAACUCAUACCCUUCCUUGAAAAUUUGAUUGAAAGAGAAGAUGAUGAGACUCUUUUUGCUAUUGCUGAAGAGCUAGGAAAGGUUUGGGAACUUUUACCAGACAAGACUUCAUUCCUUACACUGUUGGAAAAUUUAGCCAAGGUUGACGAAACUGUAGCUACUAAGUCAUUGACUACCAUCUCAAAAGCUCUUUCUGAUGCUGAAAUCUAGAAUGUGUUCGCUCCAAUGGUCAUUAGACUUGCCCAAGGUGAGUGGUUCACCGGAAGAGUAUCAUCCUGCGCACUAUUUUUCCCAGCCUAUACAAGAUCAAAUACUCAAAAGGAUAAGCUUAGAAAGAAGUUUAUCGAACUUUGCAAUGAAGACACUCCAAUGAUUAGAAGAGCAUGUGCAUCUAAGCUUGGAAUUUUUGCAACCCAACUUGAAAAGCAACAUUUAAUCUAAGAAAUUCUACCAAUUUUCAAGCAGCUAUCUCAAGAUGAGCAAGAUGCAAUUAGAGUACUUUGCUUAGAGAGCUUCAUCCCAAUGGCCAAGUACAUGACCAAAGAGGAGAAUUAGAUUCAUACUCUUGGCACUCUUGUUGCUGCAGGAGAGGAUAAAUCAUGGAAGGUUAGAUUGGCUUUUGCCAAGAACUUUGCAGAGUUGACUGAUGCUUUUGGAAAAGAAAUUACUGACAGCAACCUUAUUCAAGCAUUCACUCAGCUACUAAAUGAUGGUGAGCCAGAAGUAAAGAAUGCUGCUAUCCAGAGCAUGACUCUUUGCUUAAAGAAUCUAAGCACCGAGAAGAUCUGCAACACUCUUCUACCAACCCUAUAAAAUGCUUAUGCUGAUGCAUAAACCUCAUUUAAAGGAGGAGUUGCCAACGCUCUUAGUGAGAUGGCAGCAAUUGUCGGCAAAGACUACACUGUUCAAAAAGUCUUACCAAUUCUGAUGGAAUUAAUUAAGGACGAAAAUGCAGAUGUUAGACUAAAUGUCACUUAAGGUCUUAUUAAGGUUGCUUAAAUUGUUGGACCAGAGAUUCUCUCCCCCUCUUUCUUGACCACCUUGACAAACAUGACCAAGGAUGCUCAAUGGAGAGUAAGAAUGGCUGUCUUCGAACUAAUCGGAGAUCUAAGCAAGCUUUAUGGAAAGGAGGUUUUCACCAAGCAUCUUGAGAGUAUUUUCUUAACCUACUUGAACAACACAGCUGCCUCAGUAAGAGAGAUGGGCAUAAAGAAAGCUAAAGAAUUAGCAGAGAGAUUCAAGGCUGAUUGGAUUAACUCUAGCUUCAUUCCAAGAGUAAUUGAAGUAUUUAACGUUGAUAAGCAAGGCUAUAACUACAGAAUGUGCUGUCUUCAUUCACUUCAAGCUGUUAUGCCAUUCCUAAGCAAAGACUAAGUUGCAUCACAGGUACUCCCAGUUUUUGUAAAGGCAAUGAAAGACCCUAUUCCCAACGUUAGAUUCACCGUCGCCAAGAUCAUCCACAAGAUGAGGUCUAGCAUUGAUGCUUCCAGUGUUUCAUAGGUAAUCGUCCCAGGUCUUAAGGAAUUAGCUAACGAUUCAGAUAGAGAUGUCCAAUACUUCGCCACAGUCGCCCUUAAUGAUCUAUGA
Stylonychia lemnae is the source of this 1716-nucleotide messenger RNA. NCBI's taxonomy places the organism in Eukaryota, Ciliophora, Spirotrichea, Sporadotrichida, Oxytrichidae. The record is from the annotation of a GenBank genome assembly.